UAUAUACAUAAAGAAUAAUGUUAAUGAACUUCAUCAAAACUUGUUAUUUUCUUAUAUUCUCAUGUUUGUGUUCAGAGUUAUAAUGAGGCAUAACAUGCAUAAUUAAUUCGAGUAGGAACCGUUAAUGCAGAAUAUUUUAUGGGGCACAUAAUGGUGACGCACACAAUACCUCGUGCGAUGUGUGAACAGCGCCAUCUUUAGAAGCACAUUUGCUAUUGACGAGGUCGGUUGUGCUUUCUCUCGCUCUUCAAACAAGAGUGCUGCUUUUUCCAUGCUGUAUGGAUCACUGAAGGGGAGAGACGUGUAUCCCAAAAAACAUUAAUUGUGCUCUGUGUAUUUCUGCAGGUAUGUUCGUUGUUUAUUGUAUUAUAUGUUGAGAAAUGUUUGAAAUGUGUUUACUAUCGAGUUUAUACGAGUUUGAUAGAUACAAAAAAAAAGAGUGAGGUCUGUAUGCAAACGUGAUGUUAUCAAAUUUAAUAUUUUCAAUUUAAAUUGUGCAAAAUCUGUAACUUUGCACAUUUCCCCCCAUUUAAUUAAUUUACUGAUGCGAGUACGCGGUGAGGAACUAUAUUUUCUUUUUUUAUAUAUAUUUCAUAUGCCAUAUAAUGGUGACAUGUAUUUUGUGACUUACUUUAUUUGUUUGUUUUAUCUUAAUUAUCUUGAUUUAUUUGAUUUAUACUAUUUGUCUUAUGUUUUGUAACUGUUAAUUGAGUAAAUUGCCUUCUUGAGAAGCACAUUUGCUAUUGACGAGGUCGGUUGUGCUUUCUCUCGCUCUUCAAACAAGAGUGCUGCUUUUUCCAUGCUGUAUGGAUCACUGAAGGGGAGAGACGUGUAUCCCAAAAAACAUUAAUUGUGCUCUGUGUAUUUCUGCAGACCUGCUUCUUCAGAAUAAACCUUCCUGAGACCUGCUCCACCUGUAUUGUCAUCUUUGAGAGCAACAAAACACAACCAGAGUAAAACUGCUACAUAAAAAUGGUGCCGUGACCUACUGGAUCAACUGGAUCAGCCGCAGCCGAUCGCCGGAGUUGUGCAACGUGUUCGUGACGUAUUGAUGCUGCAUCUGGAGAUCGAGGAAUCGAUUUCACCAUUGUUCUGGUAACUGUAAACCAAAAAAAAAAAAAAAAACAGAGAGACCUUUUUCCGUGGACUGACAUAUUGAACUGUUGUCUUUUUCCUCAUCAUACUUACUGGACAUUGAAUGAGGCCAGUUUUCUUUUGUGUUUAUUCUGUCACUGUCAUAUAUUUACACCAUGGCCGGGGCAUGGAAAGACUCUGAUAUGACAACGCCAUAUCUGGGGAGGGGCAGAGGGUUGUUGGGGGUGGAAGAAACUGCCGUUGGUAAACCUAGAGUGUUAGCUUAUAGUCCUCAAUCACAUGAUACCCUACUAGAUCAACCUAUUGGGCCGACUGCCUCCACUCCUAGUGAUGCAAAUGAUAACAUUGCACAGCAGUUACGUGAACUUAUUGGUGAAUUAGGCAGUCAGAUAGGUGAUUCCAUCGUCACCCGGCUAUUAACUAGUCAAAGCCCAGUCACCCCCUCCAGUUCAGUCCCAUUCAGUGCUGUUGCACCAGAACCCUCUAACGCAGGCCGAAAUCUAACUAAUGUCAGCCUGAUAGUCAAGCCAGAUGUCAAAGAGCCUCCAAUGUUUAGAGGAGAUGGAACAGACAAAUACGCAGUUCAAGAAUGGAUUGAGUUGAUGGAAUUGUAUCUCCACAAAGCGGAUUGCUCUGACACAGAUCAGGUAGAUGAGAUACUGAGCCACCUGCUAGGCAGGGCCAAGAGUAUUGUCAAGGUCAGACUCAAAAGCAGCCCUAACGAAGCCAUCUCCCCUGAGACCAUCUACGAUGUGUUGAGACGUUACUUCAGUGAAAGUCCUGUAUCAUGUCAACCACUUGCUGACUUUUACGCGACACGACCCAAAGUAAAUGAGUGCCCUGUUGAUUACUGGGUUCGAUUAAAUGCAGCUGCUGAAUUAGCAGAUAGCCAUUUGCAGAAACAAGGAGAAAAGAUGAAAAACAUGAGUUCUGAAAUUGCGAUGAUGUUCAUCAGAAACUGUUCAGAACCAAACCUCUCUAGUAUGUUUAGGUGUAAACCUAUCAGUAAAUGGUCAGUCACUGAAAUUCAGGAGGCCAUUGACGAACACCAAAGGGAAGUCCAGUCUAAAAAACUGUCCGCUGUCACGCAUGAUGUUAACACCGUCCAAGUCGCUGCAGCUAAAGUAUCAACCUACCCCCACGCUGUCACCAAGGGAGAUGAUAUGAAGGCGGAUGCUCCUGUUUAUGUCCCUGAUAGUCCUUUGAAGGCUGCUGAACCUGCAACUUCAGAAGCUGCCACUUUGGAGCGUGUCUUAAGUAUGCUGGAAAAGGUACUGGAGCGUACAAGUCAGAAUGCUCCCAUCUCACAGCCGAGAACAACUCAGUGGCGCAGCUUUCCCCCGUGCAGAGUCUGCGGUGAUAGGAAUCAUUCCACACGUUCACAUUGUAUGAGAGAAAGGAGAUGUUUGUUGUGCUUGGAGAUUGGGCAUCAGCAGAAACAAUGCCACAAAGUCGUCAGCCCUGCUAGUCCAUCUGCUUCUGACCUGCACGCUCAGGGAAACUAAUACA
This is a messenger RNA of Megalobrama amblycephala (Wuchang bream), 2604 nucleotides long. RefSeq lists its product as uncharacterized. NCBI's taxonomy places the organism in Eukaryota, Metazoa, Chordata, Actinopteri, Cypriniformes, Xenocyprididae. Bases 1251 to 2600 code for a protein of 449 amino acids. The record is from RefSeq and is a predicted model, not a curated record. The transcript has 2 exons.